Molecule: messenger RNA, 3343 nt
Organism: Larimichthys crocea (large yellow croaker)
Lineage: Eukaryota; Metazoa; Chordata; Actinopteri; Sciaenidae
Gene: msl3
Product: MSL complex subunit 3
Biological process (GO): regulation of DNA-templated transcription; chromatin organization
Cellular component (GO): MSL complex; NuA4 histone acetyltransferase complex; nucleus
Source: RefSeq, marked provisional
GCGGGGGGAAAAACAAAAAGCAAGGAAAGGGUUAAGGAGUUUAUAGGGUCCAGAUCGAUGCCCCCUCUCUCCCACACGUCGCCAUGAACAAAUGAAUUCGCGGGGAAUUAAAUAUCAAUUUCACAAAGGAGAAAGAGUCCUGUGCUUUGAACCCGACCCCUCCAAGGCUAAAGUGUUGUACGACGCCAAGGUCCUUGAUGUCUUGAUAGGUACAGAUGAACAUGGAAGAAGAAUCCCAAAGUACCUGAUUCACUUCAACGGCUGGAACAGGAGCUGGGAUCGUUGGGCUGCCGAGGAUCAUGUCCUAAGGGACACUGAGGACAACCGUAAAUUACAACAUAAACUGGCUCGCAAAGCUCUAGGUCGCAUGAAGAGAAAGGGAUGGGCGAAGAGGCGUCGUCGUCAGUCUGGUACUAAAUCCUCUCUGAAGACUCUCCCGAAGGAGGACGACAGUGAUGACGCAUGCUUGAUUUCGUCUUCAGAGAGCAGCGACGGCGACGAUUCCGACCCUGAAUCUUCAAACAGUGGGGACAGCACCUUCUCUGAGGACAUCAACAAAAUGAGGGUUGAGCCAGACAUUAAUGUUAAGAGGGAAUGCGAGGAGAAGAUCGUCCAUGUUGACAUCAACAUCCCGGAUGUGCUGAAGAAGAAACUGGAGGACGACUGCUUUUACAUCAACAAGAGGAAGAAGCUGGUGAUGGUCCCCUGUCAGACGAACGUGGUGCACAUCUUAGAGUCCUACGUCAAACACUUUGCCAUCAACAAAGCAUUCAUGGCCAACGAGAGGUACCGGCGUCAGCAGAACACCACGCAGAGCAGCAGUCCACAGCCAGUCCCUCCAGAGAAGAGCGAGGAGUUGUGUAAGGAGAUGGUGGACGGCCUGAGGAUCACGUUUGACUUCACCUUACCCAUGAUCCUCCUCUACCCCUGUGAGCAAGCUCAGUUCAAAAAGGUCAGCUCCUCCAGGGUUUUCCUCGCCGUCAACGAAAGCUCCCCCUGCUCCAGCAACACUCACCGGGAGCGCAGCCCAAGCCCGUUGGGGCACAACCCUCCAACCCCCCAGUCCACAGACAGCCAACCAGCGCUCAGCGACAUUUCUGCCACCACGCCCACCGCUCCAGCUCCCACCCCGAAGCGCCGACGUCACCCUGACAUGGACUGCAUCUCAUACCAGUCGCAGUCACUGAGACGCUCCACCAGGAACACGUCUGGAGGUGACCGGCCAGCUGAAGGAAGCAGUGGAGGUGGAGGCAGUGCAACUGCGUCCCCGCAGCUCAAACGCCGUUUGGUCGACACCUCAUCCCAGCCCAAGUUCUUCCUCAACCUUGACAGAAAAACCCCAGUGCACAGUGGCUCAUCCUCCCCGUUGCCCUUGACGCCGAGCAAAGAGCGAAGUGGGCCUUUCUACGGCCUGGAGAGCCGGAGGAACAACGAGCUAAACGAGGUCCUCAGUUGGAAGCUGACUCCUGAUAACUACCCCUUGAACGACCAGCUCCCCCCACCCUCCUACCUGUACGGCGCACAACACCUUUUGCGGCUUUUUGUUAAACUCCCGGAGAUCCUCGGAAAGAUGCAGAUCCCUGAGAGGAACCUUCGAGCCCUGGUCAAACAUUUGGAACUCUUUCUCAGGUUUAUGGCAGAGUUCCACGAGGAUUUUUUCCCUGAGUCUGCAUAUGUGUCAGCAUCAGAGGCCCACUACAGCAUGAAACAACCGAGGCCCGUUUAUUGAAGGAGAUGGCGGCCAUUGUGUUUCCUUCCCUUGCUUGUCUCUACCCUGACCUGUCUGGGCUCAUGCACAGAGGACUAAAUCGCAGCUUUCUCUGGAGUUGAGCUCUCCCGGACCAACUUUUCUUUUCCUCUGGCCUGUUAGUCAUCCUGCUCUUCCUGUAUGGAGCCAGUUGCUUCUACCAUGCCACUAACCCUCACCUCUGCUCUGUUUGUGUGGGACCGUCCUGCAUGUCAAGCCGCCCUGCGCUGCUUCGCUUCAAUGUGCUGCUCCAUGGCAUGUCAAAGUGCUGUCUGUUGGCUUGCGCUACCUGUUUGCAGGCUUGAUAUAAAUAUUGAUUUGUAGGACACAGCCGCUGCCAAGUCCCUGUCUGCUGUUUUUGUUAUCUGGCCUACACUUUUAAAGACCACGCUAAGGCCAGAAAGUUCUGCAGCCUCUCCAACAUUAGAGGCUGGUCAGAACAGUUUUGAAUCACUUAGCUGUGGAAGCAGAGCUCUGACUUUGUCGCUCCUCAUAACCACAGUUUUGGUCCAUUGUGGUCAAUUGAAAGGGACACUGAAAAAGCCCUGUGUUCUUGCUCUGCCAAAAUAAACACAUUUUGGAUAUUCUUUAGGGUGCUGUUUGCUGGCUUGCCUGCACGGUAGCUUGGCACCUUCUUUAUGUAGUGACUUCCUGUAAGCGCUUUCCCGUGAAACGCUGCCAAUGAUCCUCUUCCGGAUAUGAUUCCUCUAAAAACUACAGCAGGACUUGCUCUUCUUAUCCCGGAGAUGCUUUCCCCGAGCAAUUCUAAUUUACAAACUGUCGAUCAGGAACGUCGUUUCCUGUGGAUUUUCCGUGUUUUGAAUGUGUAAUGUCCUCUCAGUGUCCACGAGAGAUUUUCUUAUUUCUUGCUUUGCUUUUCAUGCUGUCCUGUGUAUGUCUGAUAAACAGCAGCUUAUUAUUUCCAUUUAUUUUUCUGCCUGUUCGUCUCACUACGGCCGCCUUCUAACGGAAAAGACGAGGCGCAGUUGCAAAUGUGCUGUCUGCAGCAUAUCUGAGAGUAAACGUGUUGCUCUGUACACAGAGAAAUGUGCUAAUAUCCUGUUCUGAUCAACACUUUCUCAUAAUAUACCAUUAAAGAGCUGAGGCUGUUUUUGUAUUUGCAAAUAUUAAAGAUUGUUUGAGACCAGCUUUGAGUACCAGAAGGAUUAGGCAAUUACUUGAACGUGUCAAAAAAGAAUUGAGAAUAACUUUUUAGAAGAACAGACUCAAUGAAUCACUUGUGAAUGCGACAACAAAAGUGAUUGUUACGGCAGCUGGUCGUGACAUUGUGAAAAUGUAAAUACAACACCUGUUGAUCUGUUAUUUAUUUAUCUUUGCACACCACUGGAUCACUCUGUUCAUAUGUUGUCACGCUCGUUAAUACGUAAUGAGUUUGUCUGUUUCUUGAACACAUCUGUCAAUACAGUUGCUGUGUUGUAACACACUUGUAUGCAUAAUACAAAAUAUUUCCUGUGUUAUAUACAGAAGUAUCAUUUGCAUAGCCUGUUAUACUUUUCUAUUGUUCAUUUUCAAUGUCUGUUUCCUUUUUUAGCUCCGUUUAAAUAAAGACUUUGUGAAGCUUCCUCACUCGCUAUA